Molecule: messenger RNA, 10862 nt
Organism: Echinops telfairi (small Madagascar hedgehog)
Lineage: Eukaryota; Metazoa; Chordata; Mammalia; Afrosoricida; Tenrecidae
Gene: TRANK1
Product: tetratricopeptide repeat and ankyrin repeat containing 1
Exons: 25
Coding region: 91-9135 (3014 amino acids)
Molecular function (GO): protein binding
Source: RefSeq, a predicted model, not a curated record
CAGGCAGAGAGAGGAGCAGGACGAACAUUGGUCUUUCGUUCCUUGACUGUCCUCCGUGUGUGGACAGCGGCGUACUCACCUCCACGGGCCAUGAGCAUCCCGGUGACCGUGAGGAAAUCGAGGGCCUCGCUCGGGAGACCCACGCGUGGCGGGAAAGGAGCAGCAGACCACACGAUGGACCUGGCUGUUUACGCUGAGCUGUUGAAAGAAUCUGGCAACCAGGGUUUUAAGAAUGGAAACUUCUCUUUGGCCAUCAGAAAGUAUGAUGAAGCCAUCCAGAUUCUCCUGCAGUUAUACGAGUGGGGGGUCCCCCCGAGGGAUCUGGCUGUGCUGUUGUGCAACAAGUCCAAUGCAUAUUACAGCCUUGGGAAAUGGAAUGAAGCAUUUCUCUCUGCCAAGGAAUGUCUCCAUUGGGAUCCAACCUAUGUGAAGGGAUACUACCGAGCUGGUUAUGCCUUGCUGGGCAUGUUCCAGCCUUAUGAAGCCGCUCACAUGUUUUUUGAGGGUCUGCGGCUUCUUCAGGACAGCCACGAUCAAGGACAGGUUGCUGAUUUUCUUGUUGGAGUCUUCUCCACGAUGGACAAGCAGCUCGUGGAUUUGGACCACCUGUCCUCGAAAUUAGCAGACAAUAAUGACUCGACAGAGCUACCAGGUGAUCCUGUAGAUUUGCAAAGUUUAUUGCCGUGCUUUGAUGAUCUUUUCACAGCCGAAUUCUCAUCCGAAGUGUGGCAAUCUGUCAUAGAAAAGUUGGCAAAGAAAGGGUUAUGGCAUUCAUUGCUACUUCUGUCUGCGAGAAAAGACAGGCUACCAACUAAUAUUCUUGUUCAUGACCUAUCACUGAAAAGUCUUUUUGAGAAAUAUGUCAUCAUUGGACUUUAUGAUCAUAUGGAUCAGGUGCCCCGGUUAGUCCAGUGGCUCAUCUCCAUUGGUGCACCUAUUGAGAGCAUUGGACCCUACCCUCUUCAUGCGCUCAUUCGACUCUGUAUCCAAGCAAGAGAAAACCAAUUUUUCCGAUGGGUACUGGACCGCAAGCCGGAGUGGAAAGGCCGCAUCAACCAGAAGGAUGAAGAUGGCUGCACAGUCCUGCACGUGGUUGCGUCCCACUCCCCAGGAUACCUCAUCAAACGACAAACUGAGGAUGUGCAGAUGCUCCUGCAUUUGGGGGCAGACCCCACCCUGCUGGAUCGACAGUCCCGUUCUGCCCUGGAUGUCCUGAAGAAGAAUAAGAACUUCAAAGCUAUUGAGAAAGUUAACAGUCAUUUGGAAAAGUUGGCUGCAUGUUCUAAGGACUUAACAGGGCUGAGCAAUGGUGAAGGGCCCGUCAGCGAGAGUGAGAGUUUCCGGAGAGUCUCUGAGCAGCUUGUGAAGUACAUGAACUCCAGAGAUCGGUCGCUGCAGAAAAACUUUCUGAAGCAAGAAAUCGUUCAGCGAUUCCUGCGUCUCCUGUCUUCGCUGCAAGAAAUUCCUCCUGACCUGGUCUGUGACAUUAAUCGUGACUGUGCCAACAUCUUCAUCAAGUUCUUACUGGAAAAACAAAAGUGGCCGGAAGUCCUUCUUUUGUUGACACGCAAAGUGAGUGGGGAGCCACCCGAUGGAGACGGUUUCAUCAAAGACUGCAAUUUCUCGGAACUUGACAUCUGUGCCAUCAUCCCACACCUCAGCAGCUGGGACCAGCGGAAGACGCAGCUCCUGGGCUGCCUCAUAGACAGCGGAGCUUUGCUUGAGGGUCUCCAGGAUAGCCAAGUGAGCCCCCUUGUCCUAUCCCUGAAACACGAGGACUUCGAGUUGGCUUUUCUUCUCUUGACUAAGGGUGCAGACCCCCAUGGCAUUUCUCUCAUGGAAGGUGAUACUCCUUUACACGCGGCACUCCACAUCUUUCUAGAUAUACAUGCUGACAUUGGCUUUAGCUUCCUCAGCCAUCUGCUGGGCCUCUUCUGGUCCAACCCCACUGAAUUUUGCUACCUCAACCCGAACAUCCAAGAUAGCAAUGGGAACACGUUGAUGCACAUUCUGUUUCAGAAGGGCAUGCUGAGGCGCAUGAAGAAGCUCAUAGACCUGCUGGUGAAGUUUGACAUCAAUCUCAAUUUGAAGAACAAAGAGGGCAAAGACGCACGGCACCGGGUCAAGAAGAAUGAUCCUUUGCUCUUGACGUGGAACAAAGCUCUGAUGGACAGCAGGCGGAGGAGCCGACAGGACUCUGCUGCCCACAUGGGGAAGCUCCUGAGGUCUGCCACCCCUGGCCAUGUGUCUCAGCUCAAGUCUCAAGGUUCAUUCAAGUCACUGCCAUGUGUCGUCACUUCUGAGGCCCUGCUGGAAAAAGCUGGGGUCCCGGAGAGCUGGGAAAUGGCCCCUCGUGCCCAGCUGAAGAAGCAGGAGCCUAAAGUCACCAGGUCAGGCUCUCUGAGAGACCAUCUCAUACAGGACAUCACAGUUUUGAUUCAGCAAGUUGCAUUGGCUGAGGCCCCCCCAGAAGCCUGCCCUCCGUGUGCGGAGCCUCUGGUGACAGCAGGCGCAGAAGCCAAGAAAGAGGAGCUCCAGCAAAGCCUAGCUGUGGCAAACUCUGACUGUAGUGGAGGCAAUAAUCCCUUUCCUGAGGCAGCGGAAGGCCACGCUCAGGCAGGCGUCAGGGCCAGGCAGCUCGUUCCUGUUGUCAACAGGAGGAUGAACUCUGAGGAUGGGGAGGACUGGAGCAUGCAGGAUGUCGAGCUUUGCUUCCAGGACUUUGAUAACAUGACGUGGGAGAUCGAGUGCACAUCUGAGAUGCUGAAGAAAUUCUCAAGUAAGGCAAUGACCAAGGUCAUAAAGAAGAAAGCCAUCUUUGCCAUCCAGCAGCUGGGGAAUGGCGAGUGGACCCAGGGCCUGCAGAAGCGACUGAAGCACCUGAAAGGGAACAUCCAGCUCUUUGAAGCGAAGCUGGAUAAAGGAGCUCGGAUGCUAUGGGAGCUCGCUAUUGACUUCUCCCCUCGAUGCAGCGAGAACCCUGAGAAGAUCAUGGCCAAGGGGCAGAAUGCACACCCCACGGAGAAGUCGGGGCGGGUCUAUACGGAAAUUAUCCGCAUCUGGGACAUUGUCUUAGAUCACUGCAAACUGUCAGACUCCAUCAGGGCCAUCUGCAGUGCCUACAACCGAGGUAUGUCCUGCGUUCUGCGGAAGAAGUUGAAGGGGAUCAGCAAGGGUCAGGGGUUUUCCAACAUGAAAAUUCAGAAACGGAUACCCCGUUGCUAUGUGGAGGACACAGAGGCAGAGAAGGGCAGGGACUGUGUGGAUAUCGAGUAUUUCCCCCCUGCCAGUGCAGUGGAGACAGAGUACAACAUCAUGAAGUUCCACAGCUUCAGCACCAACAUGGCCUUCAACAUCCUCAACGACAUGGCGACCACGGUGGAGUACCCUUUCCGCGUGGGCGAGCUCGAGUAUGCAGUGAUUGACCUCAAUCCCAAGCCGCUGGAACCCAUCAUCCUCAUUGGGCGGAGCGGCACCGGGAAGACGACCUGCUGCCUGUACAGGAUGUGGAAGAAAUUCCACAGUUACUGGGAGAAAGCCAAGCAGGCAGGGAGCCCCCUGCUGGCCAAACCGGUCUGGUGGAAAAGAUUGGAAGUGGAAUCUGGAGAAAAGGGUCUAGGGAGAGAGGAAGGAGAGAGAAAGAGGGAGGCUGAGGCAGGGGAAAGUUCAAUUAAAGUAGCAACAGCACCCAACCCAGUGGAGGAGCCACAGCGUGUCGCUGGUGCAAUGGGGCCUGCCGUGAAGCAGGUGACAGACCACCCAGCAGAGGCGGCCCAUGGGCCAACUCAUCCCCAGCAGCUGGAGCAUCUCCGUCAGAUCUUCGUGACCAAGAACCACGUCCUGUGCCAGGAGGUACAAAAGAAUUUCAUCGAGCUCUCCAAGUCUACCAAGGCCACGAGUCACUACAGACCCAUGGGGCCCAAUGUUCACAAACUCCAGGACCUCACGGAUGAGAACUUUCCUCUGUUUGUCACUUCCAAGCAGCUGCUCCUGCUGCUUGACGCUUCUCUACCCAACCCGUUUUUCCUGAGAAAUGAAGAUGGCAGCUUGAAAAGAACCAUCGUAGGGUGGUCCAUGCAGGAAGACUGGACCAUCCCCAACUGGCAAGAGGAUGAGGAUGAGACAGACCUGGACGGAGACGAUGGUGAAGAGGAUAAAGCUGCAGAAGCUCGCAAAGAUGACAGCGACCCCCGGGUUUUUGUGACAUUUGAGGUGUUCGUCAAUGAAAUAUGGCCCAAGAUGACCAAAGGCAAAACUUCCUACAACGCCGCACUGAUUUGGAAAGAAAUAAAAUCUUUUCUGAAAGGUUCUUUUGAGGCUCUCAGCAGUCCCCAUGGAAGACUCACUGAAGAAGCAUAUAAGAAACUAGGGAGAAAGCGGUCCCUCAAUUUUAAGGAAGAUAGGAGCGAGAUCUAUAAUCUCUUCUGCCUCUAUCAGCAGAUCAGGUCCCAGAAAGGUUAUUUUGAUGAAGAGGAUUUUCUGUACAACCUGUCUCAGAGGCUGUCGAAACUCAGUGGGCUUCCGUGGUCCUUUCAUGAGUUCUACGGUGAUGAGAUUCAGGACUUCACCCAAGCGGAGCUGGCACUACUGAUGAAAUGCAUUAAUGACCCCAAUGCCAUGUUCCUCACUGGGGACACAGCCCAGGGCAUCAUGCAGGGUGUGGCCUUCCGCUUCAGUGAUCUGUGCUGCCUAUUCCACUACGCCAGCAGAAACAGCACAGAUAAGCAGUGUGCUGUCCGGAAACCCAAGAUGAUCUACCAGCUGUACCAGAAUUACAGGUCACACUCGGGAAUCCUCAAUCUCGCGUCUGGAGUGGUGGAUUUACUUCAGUUCUAUUUCCCAGAAUCUUUUGAUCGCCUUCCAAGGGAUUGUGGCCUCUUUGAUGGCCCCAAACCAACUGUCCUAGAGUCUUGUAGUGUGAGCGACUUGGCAAUUUUGCUAAGAGGAAACAAAAGGAAAACUCAGCCCAUUGAAUUCGGAGCCCACCAGGUAAUCCUUGUUCCCAAUGAAAUGGCAAAGGAGAAAAUUCCAGAAGAGUUGGGAUUAGCACUUGUGCUAACAGUUUACGAGGCAAAAGGCUUAGAAUUUGAUGAUGUCCUCCUUUACAACUUUUUUACUGAUUCUGAGGCUCACAAGGAAUGGAAGAUCAUUUCCUCAUUUAUGCCUCUAUUGCCUGACUCCAGAGGGGACAACUCGCCCUUGAUCGACGUGCUCCUGGAAAAAGCAAGCUCCUUGCCGGAUCGAUGCCUCCCACUGAACCCAGAAAUGUACAAGCUCCUCAAUGGAGAACUGAAGCAGUUGUACACUGCCAUCACGCGAGCCCGGGUCAACCUCUGGAUCUUUGAUGAAAACCGAGAGAAGCGGACUCCUGCUUUCAAAUAUUUCAUCAAAAGAGAUUUUGUCCAAGUUGUGAAGACAGAUGGAAAUAAAGACUUUGAUGAUAGUAUGUUUGUUAAGACUUCCACCCCCGAAGAGUGGAUUGCCCAGGGAGAAUACUACGCCAAGCAUCAGUGCUGGGAGGUUGCAGCCAAGUGUUACCAAAAAGGAGGUUCAUUUGAGAAGGCGAAGUUGGUCUUGGCCCACAACACCGCCCUCAACAUGAAAUCCACGAAAGUCAGCCCCAUGGAAAAGCAGAUGGGGUAUUUGGAAUUGGCUAAGACCUAUUUGGAGUGCAACGAACCAAAGCUGGCUCUCAAGUGUCUGAGCUAUAGCAGGGAGUUCCAGCUCUGCGGCCAGCUGUGCGAGAGGCUGGGACAGAUAAAAGAUGCUGCCUAUUUCUAUAAGCGAAGCCAGUGCUACAAAGAUGCUUUCAGAUGUUUUGAACAGAUUCAGGAGUAUGAGCUAGCACUCAAAAUGUACUGUCAAGAGGAGCUUUUUGAAGAAGCAGCUAUUGCAGUAGAAAAGUAUGAAGAAAUGCUAAAGGCCAAGACCCUUCCCAUCUCCCAACUGUCCUACUCUUCCAGCCAGCUCUACUUGGAAGCUGCAGCAAAGUAUCUCAGUGCAAGUAAGAUCAAUGAAAUGAUGUCUGUCCUCUCAAAGCUAGACAUAGAAGACCAGCUGGUGUUCCUGAAGUCCCGGAAGCGACUAGCAGAAGCCGCAGACCUGCUGAAGAGAGAGGGCAGGCAAGAGGAGGCUGCCCUGCUGAUGAAGCAACACGGCUACCUCCUGGAGGCUGCCAGGCUCACCACCAACAAGGAGUUCCAGGCCUCAUGCCUGCUGGGGGCGGCCCGCCUCAAUGUGGCCAGGGAUUCUGACUUGGAACAUACCCAGGGCAUUCUGAGAGAAGCCCUCGAUCUGUGCUAUCAAACCAGCCAGUUGUCUGGCAUUGCUGAGGCCCAGUUCCUGCAGGGGGUGAUCCUGAGAGACUUUCAGAAGCUCAAAAGGGCCUUCUUCAACUUUGACACGCUCAACCACUCAGCCGGUGUGGUGGAAGCACUCUAUGAAGUAGCUAGCCACUGUGAGACUGAGCCCGAGAAGAUCUUGGCCCUGGCCCCGGCGGGCUUGGAAGUCCUGCUCAAUCUGGUCAGGGCCCUGAAAAAAGUCACGAACAAUGCUGAGAAGGAAAUGGUCAAAUCGUGCUUUGAGUUUUUUGGAAUUUCCCAAGUGGAUGUGAAAUAUUGCCAGAUAGCACAGAACGACCCUGGGCCCAUAUUAAGAAUAAUCGUUGACCUGGAUUUAACCUCGGAAGAGAAGAAAACCAAAGAUCACUUUUUGAUACUGACGGAGCACGUGAAAUUCGCCCUCAACAGGCACCUCCUGAGCAGGUUGUGUCAGAUCUCACAGAGCCUGCUGGCGAAGCCCUACCCAGGCAUCUGCGCGAGGUUUACCGUGGGCUUAAAAUGUGAAGAUGAGAACUGUCAAGACUUCCACCGGCCUCUGCGGCGCUAUGAGGCCAAGUGUCUGGUUCAGUCAAAAAUACACCUUGUGGCAAUCAACGGAUUGCUUUUGGAAGCCAAACAAACCUUCCCUAAAAUCCUAGCUGAAGGACUUGACGAAAUUGAUUAUGUUCUGUCCCCAGACAUGUACGGCCCUUGCAAAUCUUUUCUGAAUGUCCUCUUCCCCAAGCAUUUCUAUCAGCGAAUGCUUUCCGAGAACCCCAUGGCAUGCAAAGAAAUCCUCAAGCCCCAUUACAAAUCCUUCCGACCCUACAGGUUCGCUUUGAAACAGUACAUCCACUUCCUCUUUCAAAACGAUAGCGCCCGCAACCGGCGGGAGUCCACGGACCUGUGGCUGAGGGCCAUGCAGGUGUUCCUAGUCUCCUCCAACUUCCCGGAGGAGUUUGAAAAGCUGCUCCACCAAGAGGAGGACAGCUACCACAGGGAGCUCAAGGCGCUCGAGGCUGAAAAGGAAGACCGGGGCAGGGGCAGCCGAAUCAAAGGGGUCGAAGGGAAAUUCGGCAUGCUGGUGCCCAACAAGGAUGAUGAAGGGACUGAGAAGAUCCACCUCUGCUUCAUCCGCCUGCUGGAGAACUGCAUCGACCAGUUCUACGUGUACAAGAACCCCGAGGACUACACGAUGCUCUUUUCCCGUUUCAUGAACGUCCCCAUCAGGCGGUGCAAGGAACCGCUCAUUCCCAGCAUCGGGAACACCGUGGCCCUGCUGGAGUUCCAGUUCAUGCACUGUGCUGUGAUGGUGGCCCGCCUCAGGAGGAGCACCAUCCUGUGCCUCCCCAGGAGCUACAUCUCCCUCCUGCACUACUGGGAGUUCCUGCUCUGCAAGAGGGACAAGGGAUUCGGGGACGUGUUCCUCCUCAUCCAAGAGUACAAGCCCAAGGACGUGCCGAGAGCCGUCCAGGACCUGCGGUCCCACCUCUCCUACCUCGUCAAGGUGCUCUGCGGCUCUGAGAAUGUGAAUUUCAACGUCCUGCUCGACGCCUUCGGGGACAUCAACUACGUGGUCUCCGGCGAGGCCGAGCGGUGCCUGGUGCUGUGCCUGGUGAUGCUGGUGAACGCCCAGGAGCUGCUGCAGCCCUACUGCAAGCCUCUCCUGCGCCGCCACUUCCCCGAGAUGGACAGGCGGCUGAAGCUGCUGAAGGCCAGCUACCGGGCCCAGGUGCCCCUGAGGCUUCUCCGCAUUCUGCGGCGUGUGCAGAUGGCCCUCGACGUGAAGGCGAUGGCUAUGGCGCUGGAGACCUUGCUCUUUGAGCGGGAUGAGGAGUACCUGAUGGACUGCCACUGGCGCUGGGAGAGCGGCCACUACAGGGCCCGCGGCCUGGUUCACGAGGAGGCCAAGCUCGACCGUUUAUUCUGCGCGGAAGCUGGGGACUAUUUCGCCGAGUCGGAAGACGGGUUCGACCAGGAGGCGGUGGAGGAGGUGGCCCUGGAGGACCGAGAUGACCACCUGGCCGCCAUCCUUUCCCAGAAGCAGCGGAAGGCGUCCCUGCAGCGCAAGCUGAGGAGAGUGUGCCUGGUGGUGUCCCACCUGUGCGUCAGCUGGUGGCGCAGGGUGAGCGCCCAGGCCGAGCGCUUCUGGGAGGAGCCGCGCGAGCCCAGCGCCAGCAACUUCAAAAGGGCCGACGUCGACCGGACCCAGUGUGACCUGUGUGGCGUGAAGUUCAUCCGCGAGACCUACUUUAACCCCCGGGAAGCGUUUGAGGAGGCAGGGUCCGAGGUAGCAGCCCUUGUCAGGGCCAAGCUGGAAGGGGAAGAGGGCCUGGAACUGAACAGCGAGUCCUAUGAGCAGCACAUCCGCCUGGAAGGCCACCGUCGGCAGCAAGCGGCUUACCAGAAAUACGCGGCCUUCUUCCUCGAGAAGGUCGAUCCGGCCAUUGAUGAAGGCAAACUGGUGGUGCAGGACAUCGAGCAAAGCAUGUGGAUCCGCAGCCACCUGGGCUCGAAGGAGCACAGCCACAUGCUGCAGAGGAAGGUCCAGGAGAACAUCAAGAAGGUCUGCGACAAGGUGGAGGAACUCUACAGGCAGAAGGCUUGGAGAGCCGGGAAGGAGGUGAUGACCAAACUGGUCAACAUUCUGAUCCCGUCGGUCAGGGAUGCGAAGGAGUGGUUGAGGAAAACCGAGCUCCACUUACAGGAGGAAGGCAUCGUUCAGGAGGAUGAAUACGACAAUGAAGGUGAAGACUUUGGUGAGCUGCGUCCUAUAAAGCGUUCACGGAAAUGUGGAAAGCAGAGGAAAUAUUAAUGUCCAAUCCGAUGUUCCCUCCUGCAUGUUCAGUGAAUUUCAUCCUGACUUCUGAACGUUGGGCAGAAAGAAAAAGAAUAUCAGUGUUUAAAAAAAGGCUAUCUAAGAAUGCUUUUCUUUCUUUCUUUUUUAAGAAUGCCUUUCUUUGCUUUUUGUUCUUGUUGUUUCUCUUUUAAUAGUGGCUUAGGGUCUGAUUGCUCCCUCAUGUGCAGGGACCAAAUACGUGUUUUCCAAGUUAAAGUCCAACAGCAUUAGAUGCUCAGAUCCAAUCAUACACCAGUUAGAGGAGCCACAGUUGAAGGGGCUUCUGGGAUUCUACCCUGCUGCCUUCAGGUCCUCCGGCGUAUCUCCAGCAUGAUAUGAGUCCAGCAGGAGACAGUGCUUAAGGCGCUCUCAUCUCAGAGGAGCCCUGGUGGCUGUAGCCAUUAAGCUCAGCUGCUUCCUUAAAGACGGACAGCUUGAACCUGCCCAGCUGCCCCAUGGGGAAAAGAACAGGCUGUCUGUUUCUAGAUUUACAGCCUAGAAAAGCCAGCAGGGGCAGCUCUACUCACCCCGGGGUCAUUGGGUCACUGUGAGUUGAAAACUGACCAGACAGCCCCCGUCCCCCCAAACAGCCCUCAUCUCAGAGUUGCUGGGCAAUCACUGCACAGAUUCCCCCACCUCCUAUCCCACUGCUGUGACACGGCCCGACAGCAGGGAGGAGCUGUGUGUGCCAGGCUCCCUGCAGGCCUGCCACACCCAGGCCGUCCUCUGGUCAUCUCUGAGCCCACGUGUAGUCCAGUUCCUUCUUUUAUAUGUUAGCCACCUCUCUCUGUGACAACUCUUUGUGUACCCCCCCUCCCCACACCCAGCUUUUCUUGGUGUGUGUGUCAUUCUCAGCUACGUGUGUAAGUCACAGACUACCUCAGGAUGUAGUCAAGAACUUGUCUACGUCCUUUGAGUGGCCAGCCUCGGUGCCCUUUCGGUAGAGGGAAAGGCUGGGAAUGUGGCCUGAGGUUCCGGGUGGUCCUAACUCUGCAUUGGCUAUGGUGCAGGCAUUCCAAACGGUAUUGUGUGUGCAGCCCAGUGUGUCUCCUUAUCUCGGUCCCCCCUGGCAAGCUUGCCAUCCUCACUUAGGAUGACAUUGUGAGGAGUCUCCCCACCUGCUGAGUUCACCUCAGUGGGAUAGUAAUCAGCAGAGCUACAGGUCAGAAGCCAUUGGACAGUGUGGACGCCAGUCCUUGAUUGGUGAGCCAUGGGGGUUUGGCUAGGAAUCACUGCCACUUGGCUGGUAGGUCCUGUGGAAGGAGGGCAGGGUGGGACCUGUUUAUGGGAGGCUAUUACUCACUACCCACGGGCCAGAAGCCCACAGUAUAGCCUCCUAGGAGAAAUCAUCAUGCCUUGGUCCUGAGCCCUCUGACCCCCUACCCUUUAGCUCACCCUGGUGCAAAAGGUCAAGUUCACCGUGGUCCUUAAUUGUUUUGACCUCAUAACAGAACCAACUUUCUUCCCGUGCUGCUGCUGCUUUUGCUGCUCAUGGUUGUCUCCCCAUUGGAUUCCAAAGUGACCCUGUUUUCUUGAAAUGUUUAUGUCUCCAAGUUUUAUUAAGUCAUGUUUCUAAUUUUAAUUCCAGGUGUCUUUUAUAAAUUUCACAUGCCAGAAAAAUAAAACACAUGUGCACACACAAACAUCCAAAUCAAAUCUUGCUGUAUUACCAUACUUUUAUAUAAAUUAAAGCACUUCGCUUA